AUGUUUAGAGAUCGAGUAGAUUUUCCGCUUCUUCAGUUAGAUACUUGGUCUGAGACCACAACAACUAUGGUUCCCAUGUAUAUCAACGACCAUACCGGCCAUACCGUUCACUACUCAAACCUACCCGACACUCCUUGGGGUGGACACCGCGAACUACCUGCCUUUGUUCCUCCGAUUACCCCAAAGACGGCACACGCCAUGCUACACGCUCGGAAAGCUAUCAACUCCGAGCUUCCUAGCGUGCCCUCUCGUAGUCUACGGGUGGCCUCCAGCACUCUGACUCUCGAGGGCAUUGAGGCAUUGCGUGCCAGAGGUCACCUACGUAAUCUGGAGCAACGUCGAAUAGUCCUCCAGAGCGACCCGUAUGUCGCCAUCUUCGAGACAAAGCGCGUCCUCUGUAAAGGUUGCAAGAAGUGGUUAACUCUCAGCAAACGCAGGGAUUACUAUCCCGGCAACUGGACUCGCCACAAGGAGGGUUGCGAGAAAGUUAGGUGCCUCAUGAACAAAGCGGAUAAAAAGGUAGAAAGACGUCGAUACACUGAUAGUGGGGCUCCGGUGUCAUUUCCUACUUAUGAUCGGAGCGGGUGGCUCGAUCGCUUACUUAACAAAGAGUCUAUACAUCCGACUUCGCGAUCCGCGCGAAGCAUUAGGGACACGGAGAUCUACACCGCAGCACUCGUUAGCUAUGUUUCGGGCCCUAGAACCAUGCCCGUUGUCCUGCUAAAAACGCCAUCACGCCACCAAACCAAAGACAGAGCGCGAACAAUUGAUGAGCGCUAG
This is a messenger RNA of Coniophora puteana RWD-64-598 SS2, 780 nucleotides long. RefSeq lists its product as uncharacterized. The record is from RefSeq and is a predicted model, not a curated record. The transcript is spliced from 6 exons. Bases 1 to 780 code for a protein of 259 amino acids. NCBI's taxonomy places the organism in Eukaryota, Fungi, Basidiomycota, Agaricomycetes, Boletales, Coniophoraceae.